AUCUAACACUGAAAGAAAUUUUCAAAUCGGACCAGUAGUUUCUGAGAUUAGCGCGUUCAAACAAACAAACUCUUCAGCUUUAAUAUUAGUAUAGAUGUGUAUUAUGUCCCGUACAAGACUACAUGCUCAAAGAAGACAAACAAAGGCUCAGCUUUUCACAAGCCGCUACGAAUGGCAAGCUGAUUUUAUUGACCUCCGUGACGCGUGCUGAGCUCAUACUGUAACUUAUCACUGCAAGGGGUCACCGUAGAACAUUGAAUCUUGUGAUGGAGUGCACGCAUUGCGUACCUUGUCCAGUAUCUUAUUUAAUAACAUCUGCACUUGUAGUUCAAAUUGAAGCUGUUUUAAAACAGGCAACAUAAUGCUUCUAAAACCAGCGAGCAUUUUAAUUGUGCUACAAUGUCUCGAAACAGCACAACUAUGGACCUUUGAGUCAAGAUUGGAGGCCUAUACAGUUUAUAUUCAUAACCCUGGUAUCUGUUUGGGAAAUUGCAUUCAGGGCAUGUGCACAUACGAUUGGCAUGCUCACGAAACUGAGUGCAUGAUGACGUCGAUUUCCACCAAAAAAUAUCGAACCCUGGACAACGAAUUGUGCACAAGUAACUGUGGGAAUUUUAAUGGUAAAAGCUAUCAAUGGUGUGCCAUCGGUACAAAUUAUUGGGGUUAUUGCAGUCGACUGAUUGCACGGACAGCCACUGAAAGUUACAGAACUCACAAUGACUACGUGUCGUGUUCCGACGCUUGUGCAACUCGUGGGUAUAGCUACUAUUGGUGCCAUGCUGUUGUCGACAAAUGGCAGAAGUGUUAUCCAGAAAAAAAAAUACUUCUGAUAAACUAUAGAACUAAAGAUUAUAAAGAAUGCAAAACUCCUUGUGAGAUUUAUAAAACUAGUGAUUUGCCAUAUUGUUAUGAUAGCAGUGGUACAUGGCAACAAUGCUUUUUAAAUCCCGCAUACCAAAAUACCCUGGAUGAGAUUGACCAAGAUUUUACCAGGUUAUGUAGGCCUGGUGGAAGUUUAUGUCGUACGGACACGAUAUGCAAGCGCCAAAUUAUUAAUGCACUAGAUCCCACAUGCCCGAUUGACGUCGAAGCUGUAGCCUCCAGACACGAAGAUAACAAUCCCACUGUGUUAGUGCGCCAAUGGAGCAGCCAGAACCCCAUCACUGCAGAUACUGAUCCCAUAUAUUCGUACACAGUGUUCCCCGUCCCAAGACCUUUCGGAGAAGAUCAGUUAAACCUACCGUUAGUGGUGCGUGCUGUGAUAACUACUAACACCUUGCUCCCUGUUGGUGCGGGGCGACAACGUUUUACAUCGGAGGUGAUGCGCUAUUACAGAGAUAUGGACAUCAUCACGGGAACUAGUAAUAACGAUGAGAGGGGACACAUAGUCGCAUCUAGGCUUGGCGGUCCGAUGGAAACAUACAACAUUUUCCCACAGUCUUGGCGCCAUAACAGAGGCGGUGGUUCGAGAUGGUUCCGAAUGGAGGCAAGCUUGGACACGUUUAUAAGAGGUCACGUUAAUCGGCACGCUGUUUUCACGGCUGUGCUAAGUUAUUCCACUGAUCUGAACAAUAAUCCAGUAAGAAGACCUAAUGCUAUAGCCGUGAGGAUACGUCUAUACGUCAGUGGAGUUUUGUCGGAUAGUGACGGAAACCCUCUGGCCUCUGCCAGAGACAACCCCUACGAAAACAUGUAUUUUUCCAACGAUCCAAACGAUCCAUGGGAUUGAAAUAUUCCGUUUGUCUUAACUACUUGUAAGUGCGGACGGCUGCAAUUAAACAGUUUAUUACGUCUUAUACAUUGCAUACAUGUACUAUGUAAAAUAUAUUUAUGUAUAUUCAAACUUUUUUAUUACGUACUAGCCGAUUUCCCGCGUUUUUGCUCGUGCUCCGUGCGAAGUACUGCGUACGUACCCGGUUAAAAUAUAGCCUAAGUUACUCGGGGUUAAUGUAGCUUCCCUAAGGUGAAAGAAAUCUUCAAAUUGUUUCAGUAAUUUCGGAGCUUUUAGAACAAAAAGUCAGUUGUCAGUUUGGUUUGAACGCUGCUUUAAGUCCACCAUAUUGUUGCAAAAAAUGUGCUAAAUGAAGAACCGCUCGACCGAUUUUGUGAAAACUUCAGAUAAAUCAUCUACCUACUUACUAAUUUGUCCGAACAAAGCCUAAACUUUUGGUUUAAUUGGUGAGACCGUUUUUGAGU
Molecule: messenger RNA, 2196 nt
Organism: Helicoverpa armigera (cotton bollworm)
Lineage: Eukaryota; Metazoa; Arthropoda; Insecta; Lepidoptera; Noctuidae
Exons: 1
Coding region: 362-1729 (455 amino acids)
Source: RefSeq, a predicted model, not a curated record